AGGGACGAGACGGCUGGUCUCCAAUACCAAAGUCGAGGUUCAAUGCCGAUGCUUUUUUUGAUAAAGAUCAUGCAAAGAUUGGGAUGUCUCAUGUGGUUGGCGGUCAUUUCCUCAAAGAUGAUGUCUCUCGUUUCGAUGCGUCCUUCUUCAACUUUACCGCUGAAAUCGCCAACGCGAUGGAUCCACAAAUUCGUCUGCUUCUUGAGUCCGUGUUUGAAUCAUCAGAAAAUGCCGGUGUAACUCUUCAACAGCUAGCAGGAAGCGACACCUCGGUUUUUGUUGGUUCCUUCUCUAGGGACUAUCAUGAUGCUCAGCUGCGAGACCCGGACACACUGCCCAGGACCACUCUGACUGGCAAUGGUGUCGCUAUGAUGUCGAAUAGGAUUUCUCACUUCUUUGAUCUUCGUGGUCCAAGUAUUACUACAGAUACUGGAUGCUCAGCGAGCUUGGCGGCUCUGCACCUUGCUGUUAAUAGCAUUCGCAAUGGAGAAUCACGAAUGGCCGUCGUGGGCGCCUCGAAUCUUCUACUCAACCCUGAUCCAUUCAUCGUCAUGUCGGGCUUAGGGUAG
Messenger RNA from Colletotrichum godetiae, 569 nucleotides. Its product is annotated as beta-ketoacyl synthase. The record is from RefSeq and is a predicted model, not a curated record. Gene Ontology annotation, biological process: fatty acid biosynthetic process; secondary metabolite biosynthetic process. The transcript is spliced from 4 exons. Bases 84 to 569 code for a protein of 161 amino acids. Gene Ontology annotation, molecular function: 3-oxoacyl-[acyl-carrier-protein] synthase activity; fatty acid synthase activity. NCBI's taxonomy places the organism in Eukaryota, Fungi, Ascomycota, Sordariomycetes, Glomerellales, Glomerellaceae.